UUUGGUCUUAUUUCCAUCCACUCUGGAUCGCAGUUCCAAUUCAACCCAAUCAACAAAGUGCUUACUCAUCCUCAUGUUUUCUCUGUUGGUGGAGCAGACGGUUCUCCAGUGUCCUUAUUCUUGAAUGCAGACACUACUUUGACAGAUCUGGGUGGUUUAGGUAUCUACGUUGAUCCUACAACUGGAGAGUUUGGACUCGUUGACCCAUUUGGCCAGCUCAAGCCCACGCCUGGCUUCAGUAUCAGCGAGGGCUACUUGAACUUCUCGCCAAACAAUAACUGGAAGGCAUGUCCCUCAGGACCUAACCAGUUCUCCUUGGCCAACAAUGAUUGUACAGGAGGUACUGGCAUUGCCUUGAAGAUCGCCCAGUAG
Messenger RNA from Scheffersomyces stipitis CBS 6054, 372 nucleotides. RefSeq lists its product as uncharacterized. The record is from RefSeq and is a predicted model, not a curated record. Lineage: Eukaryota; Fungi; Ascomycota; Pichiomycetes; Serinales; Debaryomycetaceae. The transcript has a single exon. The annotation marks the transcript as partial.